CUCUAUCAUAAACGAUGCUAUAUAUAUAAAUAUAAAGUAUACAGAUGUGCAGGAGGAAGGCAGGCAGGGCCUGGGUGCAGCAGUAAAAUCCUAAUAGCUUCAUUCCUUGUCCUAUUCAAGGAUCUUGAAACAUCAUUCAAUCUCAUUUCACAAUCCCAUGGUCCUUCAUUGCCAGCAGCUUGUAUUCAAAUCCUCCAUGAUAAUGUAGAGGAAGAUAAAAAGUCCAAAUAAAACUUCUCUGUAUGUCACUCAAAACACUCCUCUUAACCCUUCAAACCCCCCAUAUAGGACCCAUCUCUGAUUCUUCCCCAAACUCAUAAAUCCAAAAUCCAUUUUUGUUAUUUUCUCCUAUUCCUUUGCUGUUUUUUUUUUGGUACUUAUAUCCCCCUUAUUUUCUCUUGCCCACCCCCCUAUCCCACCCCACCUAUUUCAGAUCCUCCAUUUCCCUUUUGAGUUCUUUUUCUUUAAUUUUUUUUUCUACCUUUUGCUUUAUUCUCUCCCUCUCUUUCAUUAAAAUUUUUUUUUUUCCAAUUUUCUUUCACUCUCUCUCUCUCUCUCUCUCUCUAUCACUGUCAAUUUUUUACAGUUUCUGAAGGACCAUCAGAAGAGAAAUUCCCAAAACCCAUCACUUCUCUCUAUAAAUUGAGCAACAACCAUUUGUUUGAAAACCAGGUCUUUCUUUCUUACUUUUUCUCUCUCAAAAACCACACCUACCCAAUACCCAUUCUUCCAAGCAAAAAAUAAAAACACUUUUUUUUGGUUUUCUUACUCAAUCUCUCUCUUCUACAAAUUUACAAAAUUUUGACCCUCCAAACCCAAAAAUUUUUAAAAAAAAAAAAGGAUGAAAGAAUACUGGACCUCUUUGGCUUCCCUUCUGGGUGUUUUAGCCUUCUGCCAGAGCCUCCUCCAGGCAGUUUUCCCACCGGAGCUCCGUUUCGCUGUCGUGAAGCUCUUCAACCGGAUCUUCAACUGGUUCUCCUCCUACUGCUACUUCGACAUCACCGAGAUCGACGGCGUCAAUACCAACGAGCUCUACAACGCCGUCCAGCUCUACCUGAGCUCUUCCGUCUCCAUCACCGGAAGCAGACUCAGCCUCACCCGCGCGUUGAAUGCUAGCGCCAUUACUUUCGGUCUCUCCAACAAUGACUGCAUCGUCGACACCUUCAACGGCGUCACGGUGCUGUGGGAACACGUGGUGACGCAGAGACAAGCCCAGACAUUCUCAUGGCGUCCACUGCCGGACGAGAAGAGAGGAUUCACGCUGCGAAUCAGGAAGAGAGACAAGCCCGUGAUAUUGAGCUCCUACAUGGACUACAUAAUGGAGAAAGCCAACGAAAUCAGGAGGAAGAACCAGGACCGGCUUUUGUACACCAAUUCACGUGGCGGGUCGUUGGACUCUCGGGGCCACCCUUGGGAAUCUGUCCCAUUCAAACACCCCAGCACGUUCCACACGCUGGCUAUGGACCCCGCAAUGAAAGAAGAUAUCAUGGAAGAUCUUCGAGAGUUCGCCAAUGGCCAAUCUUUCUACCAGAAAACUGGACGCGCUUGGAAAAGGGGUUAUUUGCUCUAUGGUCCUCCUGGUACUGGUAAAUCCAGCAUGAUUGCUGCAAUGGCUAAUUAUCUUGGUUAUGAUAUCUACGAUCUUGAACUCACUGAGGUUCAUACCAAUUCCGAGCUCAGGAAAUUGCUGAUGAAAACCACCUCCAAAUCCAUUAUUGUCAUCGAGGACAUUGACUGCUCCAUUAAUUUGACUAAUAGGAACAAGACCAACAACGGCCCUGCUGGUGGUGGUUCGAAAAACCCCAGGAAUUAUUACGAUUCCUCGGAUAUUCGAGGUGGGUCGGGUUCCGGCGAAGAUGGUGGAGGGAAUUCGAUUACGCUUUCUGGGCUGUUGAAUUUCACCGAUGGGUUGUGGUCGUGUUGUGGGAGCGAGAGGAUUUUCGUGUUCACCACCAAUCAUGUCGAGAAGCUUGACCGGGCAUUGCUGAGGAGUGGUAGGAUGGAUAUGCAUAUCUAUAUGAGCUACUGUACUUUUCCGGCAUUGAAGAUUCUGAUAAAGAAUUAUCUGGGUUACGAGGAGAGCGAUUUGGAGGGUGAUAUUUUGGAGGAAUUGGAAGCGGUUGUUGAUAAAGCCCAGAUGACUCCGGCGGAUGUCAGUGAGGUUCUGAUCAAGAACCGGCGGUUCAAGCUCAAAGCGGUGAGGGAAUUAUUGGAGAUAUUGAAGGUGAGAGCCGAGAGAAACCGGAACAAUGCAGGGUUGAGAGAGAAGAAUGGUAACGGUGUUGAAGAAGAAGAGCAAGAGAAGAGGGCCUUGGAGAGUAGUCCUAACAAAGAAGGAUUUGAUCAGUUUCAAGAAACUUGCAAGAAAGGAGAUGGUGAUGAUGAGAGUGAAAGUGAUCAGAAAGAAGACGGUUUGAUAGAGAAAUGAAGGCUUGGGUUCUGGGUUUUUCUUCCUUUUUUUUUUUUUUUCCCUUUUUGUUUAUUUUUAUUAAUCUUCUUUUGCUUCUCACUUCACAGAGAGGGAAAUGGAAAAAUGAUUGAAUUCACGAAUACUUUUUUAGACCUUUUCAUAGUCGGGGUUUUUUGGUGGGUUUUCUAUGGAGAGCUAUCUGAUUGAGAAAACCAGAGUAAGCAAAACUAGAAGACAAAACUUAAGUAUCUAAAUAACUUAUUGUUACAAAAACCUGUCUUGCUAGCUGGAAUAAGGUGAGCAAUGUUAAUACUUUAUGUUACAUAAGGUAAAAGAAAAAAAAAAAAAAAAAGUGCAGCUUAUUUGCAUGUAGUUUGGUGGCUAGAAUAUGGAUAUCCUUUUCCAUGUUACUUUUUUUUUCUCAUAAUGAAAAUGAAAGAAAUGCUUUUCCAAAUUCAUAA
Messenger RNA from Ziziphus jujuba (common jujube), 2871 nucleotides. RefSeq names its product AAA-ATPase At5g57480. Gene Ontology annotation, molecular function: ATP hydrolysis activity; ATP binding. The transcript has a single exon. The coding region runs from base 842 to 2428 and encodes 528 amino acids. The record is from RefSeq and is a predicted model, not a curated record. Lineage: Eukaryota; Viridiplantae; Streptophyta; Magnoliopsida; Rosales; Rhamnaceae.